AACGCGCUCUCGACAAAUGCACUUUUGUUAACUAUUUUAGAAAUUCACUGAACAAAAGCCACAAACUUGGUCGAUGUUACUUAAAGUGGGGCGAUAUAAGGAUGUGCGAAAUCAGGCUUGACGUCAUCAAAUCCAAUGAAAGUGUUCCUUAUAUGGUGAUGUUCCAAAUGUGCCAGGCCAUCAUAAACAAAAUAAAUUUUUUUUAUUUAUUUUUUUUUCGACAUCUUUCAACUCAAAACGAUUCAACCUACUUACACUACUUGAAUUCAAUGUGGACUAAAGCGCGACACUUGAAUCACUCACAAAAGCAACGUAUUACCAACAAUUUGUUUGUCGCCGUAGCUGUGGGUGCUGUCUUGACAGUAGCAGGUCCCACUUUACUCCCUUGUCCAGCUUAUGACCAAAAUGAUCGAUCCGCAUUUCUAGAGCAAGAAGAGUCAACGCAUACAAAAAAGAAAGUCGUUAUUGUCAAGAAGAAGAGAAAAGAUACCACACAACAAGUUUAAAUUAUAUCCCCCCUUUUCUCUCCCCCUUUCUUUUUUGUAAAUAGACCCUCUCUUUCUCACUCAUAAAACUGCCCUUAAAAAAAAUAAGCUUUUUUUUUUAUGCAUUUUGUGUUUAAGCAUGACUUUGUUAAAUAAAGUAAUUUCACCCUUUAUUAGUUACAAUGGGACACUAUUCAUGUUUGACAUAAUAAAAUAAGUAACACAUAUUUAUUCAAUGUCAAUUGAUAAGACCCU
Molecule: messenger RNA, 740 nt
Organism: Gilbertella persicaria
Lineage: Eukaryota; Fungi; Mucoromycota; Mucoromycetes; Mucorales; Choanephoraceae
Exons: 1
Coding region: 102-506 (134 amino acids)
Biological process (GO): mitochondrial respiratory chain complex IV assembly
Source: RefSeq, a predicted model, not a curated record